UCAGGUGUCCUCACUCUGCCUCAGUUCCUCAUCACUGUCCCAUGAUUACAGUCAUCAGCCAUAGAUUCCCCAAGCUGUGCUCUGAAGAGAGAAUGUUCCAGACUAAAGCUGAGACCCUGAGAGCCUCCUUCCUGGCCUUCCUGCUGAGUCUCCCGGGAUCUGGGGCCAUCAAAGCGGAGCACGUAGCAGUAUAUGACAUAUUUGUACAGACGCAACACCCAUCCGGUGAAUGCAUGUAUGCGGUUGACGGCGAUGAGCAGUUCUACGUGGACCUUGACAGGGAGGAGACGGUCUGGAACCUGCCGGAGUUCAGCAAGAUGUACGCAUUUGACGCCCAGGAGGCUCUGCCCUACAUCGCCAGCCUGAAGAACAACCUGAGAGCCUUGAUGCAGAGAUACAACGUUACCUCAGCCCCCAGCGAGCCUCCCGAAGUGACCGUGUUCCCCAAGAACCCAGUAGAGCUGGGCCAGCCCAACAUCCUCAUCUGCCACAUCGACAGGCUCUUUCCCCCGGUGCUCAAUGUCACAUGGCUGCGUAACGGGCAGCUGGUCACUGAGGGAACUUCUGAGACUGUCUUUCUGCCCAGCACGGAACUCAGAUUCCACAAGUUCCACUACCUGACCUUCAUUCCCACGGCAGAGGAUGUGUAUGACUGCAGAGUGGAGCACUGGGGCCAGGGCCAGCCAAGUCUUGGUCACUGGGAAAUGCAGGAGCUCUCCCAGGUAUCUGAGACAAUGGAGACCGCGGUCUGUGCCCUGGGCCUGGUGGUAGGCCUGGUGGGCAUCACGGUUGGCAGUGUGCUCAUCCUAAGGGCUCCGCAAGGCAGCCAUAACCCCCAAACCCAGGAACCCCUGUGAUGAUAUUCCUAAAAAGAACGAGGCCUUGGGAAGACGUCCUGAACUUGUACCGUUGUUAUGUAGCCCUGGCUGUCCUGAAACUCUGUGACCUGGCUGGCCUUGAACUCACAGAGAGCUCUGCCUCCUUGAUGGAUAGACUUAAGCACUCAGCCCUUAACACUGUUACUAACAAAUUAAUGAUAUCAAGUGGGCGUUGCUGUGCUUGGCACCAGUCCGGAUGCCCUGCCCUGGGCUCCGCAGCUCUGGGCUCCCGCAUGAACACUGCUGCCUGCUUCCAGAGAGUGCCCAACAGCUAUUUUUCCUGUUUCUGAGCUGGGAGACUGAGCCUGGCUGGAUGUCCGGGACCAGGUCAUUGAUGACUAAUAUCUCAUGGCAGUGUGGUUUCAAGUGGCCCCAUGGAAGUAAUUCAGAGGGCUCUAACCUCACUCCGGGGGAACAUUUGAGAAUUUGGAUGUGGCCCUGGAGAGGGAACAAUGGUAAAAUGUACUUGGAUGAAGAUUCGUUUGGAUGAGUCUGAGGGUUGUAGUGGCUGCAGUUCCUGAGGGAAGAGAGUCAGGUCUUCCUCUAGUUUGAUUGUAAUAAAGCGUCCUUUGCUGAGUUCUCACUUCUUCUAAUAUAUCAGGUAAAACUGA
Messenger RNA from Mastomys coucha (southern multimammate mouse), 1489 nucleotides. RefSeq names its product RLA class II histocompatibility antigen, DP alpha-1 chain. The record is from RefSeq and is a predicted model, not a curated record. Gene Ontology annotation, biological process: peptide antigen assembly with MHC class II protein complex; immunoglobulin production involved in immunoglobulin-mediated immune response; immune response. Gene Ontology annotation, cellular component: membrane; MHC class II protein complex. Bases 42 to 857 code for a protein of 271 amino acids. The transcript is spliced from 5 exons. Lineage: Eukaryota; Metazoa; Chordata; Mammalia; Rodentia; Muridae. Gene Ontology annotation, molecular function: MHC class II protein complex binding.